Molecule: messenger RNA, 2286 nt
Organism: Hypoxylon trugodes
Lineage: Eukaryota; Fungi; Ascomycota; Sordariomycetes; Xylariales; Hypoxylaceae
Product: cytochrome P450
Exons: 5
Coding region: 432-1991 (519 amino acids)
Molecular function (GO): heme binding; monooxygenase activity; oxidoreductase activity, acting on paired donors, with incorporation or reduction of molecular oxygen
Source: RefSeq, a predicted model, not a curated record
AUAAGACUUUGCGAUCGUAACCUUCGCGCAACGAUCAUGUAAUUUAUACUGAUCUACGUUGCCUUCGAGCGUCCCUAUACCGGUCAUUUGUGUAAUUCUUGACUCCUUAUCUUGUAUGGUGGAGUAUGAAUCUCUUGGUCUAUUGGCGGUACAUGCAGUCCACCCCCAAAUUUCAAGCUGGGCAGCUUGAGAUGUGAUGGAUAAUGAGCUCGACGAUGAUUCUGCCGAGUUACGCCAUGGCGGGGAAGCUCCGGUACGGAGUGAGUGAUAUAAGCUAGGGGUAAUGUUACGUGUAGAUGGAAAAUGGGUAGUUUCGAAAGAAUCUACAAAUAUCGGGAGUCUCUCCGUUUGCUCCGUUCUCAAUAUUUGCCUCCAGAGUUAAUGUCAACAGAUUCCAACUACCCAAACCACCACGAUUACCUUCUUCCACGAUGUUUUUCGAUGAAUUCUUGACAGUUCUCCCUUCCGUAGGACUUCCUGCCACCAUCCUAUGUGUCUUCGGUGGGAUAUGGCUUGCAUAUAAUUUAUGCAUGAUCUUGUACAACCUGUCUCCCCUUCAUCCCCUUAGUCACAUUCCGGGGCCAUUGCUGGCGAGAGCAACGUACUUACCGGAGAUGUACUAUGAUCUUGUGAAGCAUGGCCGGUAUACAUGGGAGAUAGCGCAUAUGCAUGAGAAAUAUGGACCUAUUAUUCGCAUCAAUCCCAAUGAGGUACACUGCAAUGACAUCAAUCUCAUUGAUGAUAUCUACGCUAGUAGCCAUCGUAGACGGGAUAAAGCCGAGAUCGUAACUAGAGGUGUACCGUACGUCGAAUCCGGCUUUGCCACUACUGGUCACGAGUUGCACAAGCUACGACGUGCUCCAGUUGUUAAAUUCUUCUCCCGUGCAAUGAUAGCUCGGCUGGAAGAUGACGUUCACCGACUGGCGCAAUCCCUUUGUGACAAAUUACUGUCGAGUGUCGACGGCCCAAUCGACUCCGUCCAAGCUUACAGUUGUUUCACUUCAGAUAUCAUCUCUAUGUACUGCUUCGGUGAAUGUUUCGGUUUUCUAGAACAGAAAGACUGGACCCCUAACUUUCACAUUGCUGAGCUUGCCGUAUUGAAGCCGAUUUACUUCCUUCGGUAUUUCCCCAUGCUUACUAAACUCUACGGACUUGCAGACCACCUAGUUGACUAUCUCCCUAAGGACCUCGCUUUGUUCAUUCAGACAUUUAGAAUCGACGUGCCUAACCAUGUCCGCAACACACAACUCAAAAUUGACUCGGGCGUAACCAUGGAUCGUGCUACUAUCUUCAACACUCUACUACAAUUGCCGCCUGGACAGAAGAAUUUAUUGAACUCGAACCACGAAGCAAUGACCCUCCUCGCAGCAGGGACCGAAACCACAAGCUGGACUCUAACCGUCAUCACAUACUAUCUGCUUACCCAACCCGAAACGCUCUCAAAACUUACAAAAGAGCUGGGAGAAGCCGUCGAAGAUCCAAAACACCUACCGAAAUGGAAUGAGCUUGAGUCUCUUCCAUACUUACAGGCGGUGAUCCAAGAGGGCUUACGCCUCUCUUACGGUGUCACUGCCCGUUCGCCACGUAUCCCAACAGACGAAGAUCUGAUAUACACUGGUGAGUGGAAGGAAGAGAAGGUCCGAUACGUGAUUCCUAGGGGGUACCCCAUUGGCAUGUCAAGUGCCCUCGUCCAUCACGACGAAAGCGCAUUCCCCAACUCAUACGCGUUUAAUCCCGAACGCUGGUUGGAUCCCGAGAGCAAAAAGGUGGCAGAACGUGGCUUUAUGCCUUUCUCAAGGGGUAGUCGCAAUUGUGUAGGGAUGAACCUCGCGAUUUGCGAAUUGCAUGUAGCAUUAGCUGCGCUUACAUUACGCGUCAUCCCUCGGAUGCGUCUCUUUGAGACGACAGAAGAGGACGUACUUUAUGAUUACGACUUGUUCAUCCCGCAGACCAAGAAAGACAGCAAAGGGGUGAGAGUCACCAUCUCAUGAAUGUAUUUCUUUGAUUUUCGCCCGCUUUUCUACCGGUACGGAGACACCUAGCGGAGUUCAUUUUACCUCGUUUGUUUAUAUGGAUUAGUUGUUUGAGUAAACGAUAUGGGAUUUACAUGGUAUGAGUACUUUAGGUGCUCAGUAUGAUGAGUUACGAUUUCAUCUAUUGGAAGUCUUAUGAGAGUCUUCCUACACGUUCAUUUAAUACCUACAAAUAAAUUACUACUAAGAGUUUGUCUCCGAAGCGCAUGGGAGUUGUAUGUGACGAAUAAUUGGUACGUACCUGAAUGGCCUA